Pseudocercospora fijiensis CIRAD86 is the source of this 2904-nucleotide messenger RNA. RefSeq lists its product as uncharacterized. The transcript has a single exon. Gene Ontology annotation, cellular component: DNA ligase IV complex. The record is from RefSeq and is a predicted model, not a curated record. Gene Ontology annotation, molecular function: DNA ligase (ATP) activity; DNA binding; ATP binding. NCBI's taxonomy places the organism in Eukaryota, Fungi, Ascomycota, Dothideomycetes, Mycosphaerellales, Mycosphaerellaceae. Gene Ontology annotation, biological process: DNA biosynthetic process; DNA recombination; double-strand break repair via nonhomologous end joining. The coding region runs from base 1 to 2904 and encodes 967 amino acids.
AUGUAUGGGCGUGGCACGAUGACAGAACAAGAACUCGACGAGAAGUAUCCAAAUCGCCCUCACAAUCACUCCCGAACUCUGCCAUUUCGCGAUCUCUUCUUCACCCUGUUCAACCCUCUCAACGACAACAGAAAGAAGCCAUCCGGGCCAGCAAUUGCCCGUAAGAAGCUGGGCUCUUAUGGCGGACCGAGUCAAGCUCCAAAUGAAGUGCGACGCCAGAUCAUCGACAGGUUCAUCAGUCGGUGGCGGAAGGAAGUCGGCGACGACAUCUAUCCCGCCAUGCGUCUCAUCGUUCCCGAAAAGGACCGUGAUCGAGGCAUGUAUGGACUCAAAGAGAUGACCAUCGCUAAACUUCUCGUCAAAAUUCUCAAAAUUGACAAGAACAGCGAUGAUGGUCGGAAUCUCACGCACUGGAAACAGCCGGGCCUGAAUUCGACGAGUGCCAUGGCCGGAGACUUUGCAGGCCGCUGUUUUGAGGUCAUCAGCAAGCGACCUAUGCGCACAACACCUGGCGACAUGACCAUUGCUGAAGUCAACGAGCGUCUUGAUCGUCUGGCGGUUGCACAAAAGGAAGAAAAUCAGCUGCCAAUUCUCGAGCAGUUUUACAGUCGCAUGAACGCCGAAGAAAUGAUGUGGCUCGUUCGCAUGAUUCUUCGUCAGAUGAAGGUCGGUGCGACGGAAAAGACCUUCUUCGAAAUCUGGCACCCGGAUGCAGAGACUCUCUUCAAUAUCUCAAGUAGUCUGAGACGCGUCUGCUGGGAGCUUUAUGAUCCUGCAGUGCGCUUGGAGGGCGAGAGUCGCGGGAUUUGCUUGAUGCAAUGCUUCCAGCCACAGCUCGCUGCCUUCCAGAUGCGCUCGACCGAGCACAUGGUCGCGAAAAUGGGCACGACGGACGAAGAUCCUGUGUUCUGGAUUGAAGAAAAGCUUGACGGAGAACGCAUGCAGAUGCACGUGAUGGAGGACGAUGACCACCCGGGCGGUGUGCGCUUCGGCUUCUGGUCGCGAAAGGCGAAAGAUUACACUUAUCUGUACGGCAGCGGCUUUGAGGACGACCACUCCGCUUUGACGCGACAUAUCAAGGACGCGUUCGCGUCAGGCGUUCGUAACAUCAUUCUUGAUGGCGAGAUGAUCACGUGGGACAUUCAGCUGGAUGCUAUAGUCACCUUCGGCACGCUGAAAACAGCCGCCAUCGAGCAGCAGCAGAAUCCUUUCGCAGAUGGUAAUCGGCCUCUAUACAGAGUAUUCGACUGCCUAUAUCUCAAUGACAAAGACCUGACACGCUACACCCUUCGCGAUCGCCGAAAUGCGUUGCAAUGCAGUAUCAAGAAUGUCCGUCGUCGGAUUGAAAUCCAUGAAUAUCAAGAAGAAAAGACUGCAUCAAAAGUGGACGAAACUCUACGGCGAGUCGUGGCAGAGGCGAGCGAGGGCCUUGUGCUCAAGAAUCCUCGAUCACUGUAUCAUCUGAAUGCACGUAAUGACGAUUGGAUCAAAGUCAAGCCAGAGUACAUGACCGAGUUCGGCGAAUCACUCGAUUGCAUCGUCGUGGGAGGCUACUAUGGCUCUGGCAAGCGCGGUGGGGGUCUGAGCAGCUUUUUGUGCGGACUCUAUGUGCCCAGCCAAAAGAAAGAGAUCCAGCCAGAUAUCAACCCUCAAAAGACGCUGUCAUUCUUCAAAGUCGGAGGAGGCUUCAGCGCCAGCGAUUACGCGCAGAUCAAACACAUGACCGAAGGCAAGUGGAACGACUGGGAUCGGAAGAAACCUCCAUUUGACUGGGUCGAACUUGGCGGAGGCAUGGUCAAGCAGUAUGAGAGACCGGAUGUCUGGAUCAAGCCCGAAGACUCCUUCGUCGUGAGCGUGAAAGCCGCAUCGGUUGGGGCCUCUGACCAAUUCGCUUGCGGCUUCACCUUACGCUUUCCAAGGUUCAAGAAAUUGCGGACUGACAAGUCCUGGCAGCAGGCACUGUCACACGACGACUUCAUUGAGCUCAAGACCAAAGCACAGAAUGAGAAGGAGGAGAAAAAGAUGAAGAUGGACGAGUCGCGGAGAGGACGCAAGACAAAGAAGCGGAAGAAGGAGAUCGUGAUUCAGGGCCAAGAAGAAGGCGACCUCAAGACACCUUACGCCGGUCCUGUGACAAAAGUCUUCGAAGGUCUGAGCUUCUUCAUCAUGACUGAAGCCCCGAAGCCGAUCAAGAAGAGCAAAGCCGAGCUCGAACAACUUGUCAAAGCGAACGGUGGCCAGAUUGUGGCAUCACACAAGGAUCCUAAAACCAUUCUUGUUGCUGAUCGGAAUGUAGUCAAGGUCGCCUCGGUGAAAAAGAGCGACAACCGAAACAUCGUUAAGCCAAGCUGGCUACUCGAUUGCAUCAAGCAGAGCGAACUAGACGUUGGAAGACCGACUUUGCUCCUCCCUCUCGAGCCGCACCACCUUGAAUAUACGCAGUCUGCUGACCAAGGCAAGUUCGAUGACAACGUUGACGAGUAUGGUGACAGCUAUGCUCGCGAUGUCACGCCUUCCAGCCUCCUCGCUUUGUGCAAUAAAAUGCCAGCCAAGGUUGAAGACGGAUAUGAGCCUCUCGAAAUCCUGGAACAACUCAAUGAGCAGAACAACGAGCUCGAUGCCCUCGCUGGAUUCAUGUUCCGCGGCACGAAAGCAUACAUCGAACCAAGUAUACCUCGAGAGAGCAUAAGGCUGUAUGAGUUCGCUGGUGGUGACCUCGCCAAGACAUUGAAAGAUGAGGAUAUCACACAAGUUGUCGUUCAGCAGGGCAGCCAGAGCCUUGCGGAUAUUCGCAAAGCAGUCUCUUCUAGAAGUAAGCUACCUAGAAUUGUGACUGAGGACUGGGUCAAAGAGAGCUGGAUCGAGGAGACGAGACUAGACGAGGAGCGUUUUGCACCUGUCUAG